AUGAACAAUUUCGCUGACGAUUAUGCUGAAUUUUCGUCGGUGGAAAAUGCAAAUGUGAAUAAUAAUAUCAGUAAUGUCCAUUUCACGGUGGAUGAGUUGUUGGAUUUUUCCCGGGAGGAUGAGACGAUGACCGACGCGUUUUUUGACAGUUUGGCGGGGAAUGCCAGUGAUUCGUCGAUUGUGGUUGAUAGUUGCAAUUCGUCGAUUUCCGGUGGUGGCGUUGGCCAGUUUAAUGGUAACAUUAGCUGCGGUAGCGUCACCGACUCUCAAUUCUCCGCCGCCGAACUCUACGUUCCGUAUGAUGAUUUAGAAGAGCUGGAAUGGCUAUCAAAUUUCGUAGAGGAAUCAUUCUCAAGCGAUGACCUUCACAAACUCGACUUCAUUACUACCAACACCACUAAAACCACCGCCGUCGCUGCCGUCACUGACAACUCCUCAUCUUCUGUCACCACAACCGUUACUUCCACCAUUCAUUCGCCGCCGCCUCCCAUUUUCCCCUCCGAUGUCGGCGUCCCUGGCAAAGCCCGCAGCAAACGCUCACGUGCCGCUCCCUGCAACUGGUCCUCCCGCCUUCUCCUCCUUGCCCCUCCCCCUGCUCCUUCCAGUAACAAUAAUAUCAGUAUUAGUUCAAACACCAAACCUUUGAAAACGACAUCGUUUAAGCGACGGGAACUGACAGAGACUCCGGGACGGAAAUGCGUCCAUUGCGCAUCAGAAACGACCCCACAAUGGAGAACCGGCCCAAUGGGCCCAAAAACAUUAUGCAAUGCAUGUGGAGUCCGUUACAAAUCGGGUCGACUCGUACCAGAAUACCGACCCGCUUCGAGUCCCACUUUUGUGUCCUCUAGGCAUUCGAAUUCCCACCGUAAGGUUCUGGAGCUCCGAAGACAAAAGGAACUGAUGGGUCAAGUCCAUAUUUUCAAUGCAUCCAACGGCUCUCAUGAUCAGAAAGCUGAUGGCUGUGACGAUAUCAUGCAAAUGAUAUAG
Molecule: messenger RNA, 987 nt
Organism: Fraxinus pennsylvanica
Lineage: Eukaryota; Viridiplantae; Streptophyta; Magnoliopsida; Lamiales; Oleaceae
Source: the annotation of a GenBank genome assembly